GAGUCCAGAUGCACUGGUUCAUCAGGCACCACACACUAAACUCCGACGGGGAGGGUCCUGGACUAGGACAUCGAAAUCUGCUUGCGUCUCUGUCUCUCGCUCGCUCUCUCGUGCUCUCAGUUCUCGUCGUGCGGUGUCCGCAAGGUUGCAUCGCAGCAGGUGACAAUGGCGGCAGCAAGAGCUAUGGCAGCAGGGUGCGUGUCCCAUUUGCCACAGUGCGUGAACUCAUCAGUGGUGAAGGGUUCACAGAGGACGGCAUUGUUGCCUGCUGCUUCCCUCUCCUUGAGGGCAGCCCCACUGCACCAAUCUUUCGUGCAGAGGUCUGCUGUGAAGAGCAGGAGAUUCCAGGUCUGUAAGGUCGUCUCUGCAGAGUAUACCGUCAAGGAGGAAGGAGCAGCUGAGUCUCUAGAGUACAGGGUCUUCUUCUCUGACAAGUCUGGCAAGACGAUCUCACCAUGGCAUGAUAUCCCCCUCCACGCCGGAGACGGACUCUACAACUUCGUUGUUGAGAUCCCUAAGGAGACUAGUGCUAAGAUGGAGGUUGCGACUGAGGAGCCCAGCACUCCCAUCAAGCAGGACACGAAGAAGGGGAAGCUCCGGUUCUACCCUUAUAACAUCAACUGGAAUUACGGACUUCUUCCCCAGACAUGGGAGGACCCUUCGCACUCUAACUCUGACGUGGAGAACGCGUUCGGUGACAACGACCCAGUUGACGUUGUUGAAAUUGGGGAGAGGCAAGCCAAAAUUGGAGAAGUCCUUAAGGUGAAACCCAUCGCGGUUUUAGCCAUGAUUGACGAGGGUGAACUUGACUGGAAAGUUGUGGCUAUCUCCAUCGACGAUCCCAAGGCUGAUCUGGUCAACAACGUGGCUGAUUGCGAGAAGCACUUCCCAGGCACUUUGACCGCAAUUAGAGACUGGUUCAGAGAUUACAAGAUCCCCGAUGGAAAGCCCGCCAAUAGGUUUGGUCUUGAUAACAAGCCUGCUGAUAAGGAUUAUGCACUGAAGGUCAUUGAAGAGACCAACAAUGCAUGGGCAAACCUCGUGAAGAGGAGCGUUCCAGCUGGAGAACUUUCCCUCGUUUAGUUCCUCUUCGAACUCCUCUGUGGGUGGUGUUGUUCAAUCUGGCAACCAGAUUACAUCACAACACGAUUAGCUCUUACGGAAACUUCAGUUUUGCUAGAGUUUAGUGUUCCAACAUUUGUACCUUGUAUCUCUUGGUUUCCGAGAAUUUGAUAACUCCUAGAAUCAAUUGAUUGCAGCGUAAGCAGCAGCUUUGUAACUUUGUGGGUCGUCAUUGCAUUGACCGUUCUCCUGCGAGGACAAGAGCUGUUAGAAGUAUCUUGUUGUGGUAACAUGUGCCUCCCUGCAACCUAGAUUCCACAGUUUGCAUGAGUCAUUGAUAUAAUGUAGCAGAUUAUUCCAGUGGCUUUUUGCUCGUUCGCUACAGCGUUAUCUUGAGACAGAAUGAUCAAUCCUCUUCUUAGAACGUUAGUACUGGCUGAACUUGGCAAUUGCUUUAUUAUUAAACACGUGAAGGCUUAUUGCCAAGUUUAUCAAUAAACAAAGCAUUGUAUCCU
Physcomitrium patens is the source of this 1577-nucleotide messenger RNA. RefSeq names its product soluble inorganic pyrophosphatase 6, chloroplastic. Gene Ontology annotation, molecular function: inorganic diphosphate phosphatase activity; magnesium ion binding. Gene Ontology annotation, biological process: phosphate-containing compound metabolic process. Gene Ontology annotation, cellular component: cytoplasm. The record is from RefSeq and is a predicted model, not a curated record. NCBI's taxonomy places the organism in Eukaryota, Viridiplantae, Streptophyta, Bryopsida, Funariales, Funariaceae.